Molecule: messenger RNA, 3052 nt
Organism: Emiliania huxleyi CCMP1516
Lineage: Eukaryota; Haptophyta; Isochrysidales; Noelaerhabdaceae
Exons: 7
Coding region: 1-2700 (899 amino acids)
Source: RefSeq, a predicted model, not a curated record
AUGAUCGCGCGCGCGUUUGCCGUCAUGCUCUCUCUCGCCGUGCGCGGCUCGUUCGCCGUCAGCCCGAUCGUCAAGAGCCCGAUCGGCACAAACUGUUCGGCCGUCAAGAGUGCGUACAAAGAGUACGACUGCUGCGACCUCCCUGGCGAGACCCAGAUCACCGAGACGCCAGAGCUUUGCCCAGAUGUCGAGACCAUCAUUUCCUACGAGGCAAAGGUGGGCAUCUACAACGAUUGCCCGACGGAAGAGAUCUUCUACUCCUACCUGGCCGACAACCCCUCGGCCCCCGGCUACACCGGCUGCGUGAGCGAGGACUCGCUCGAGCCUUGCGGCUGGGAUGAUUACUACACGUACGACCGCAUCACCAACACCUGCGACCAAAUUGCCUCUGUCAAAACCGCCCUCCAAGUCGUCCGCGGCGGCUCGCCGACCCACUCUGCGGACAUGCUCCGCCUCACUGAGGCCGAGACGCUGCCGUCCAUUACCUUCCCGAUGAUGCCGAUGACGUAUCCAAACGUCAGGACGGACGCAUCCAUCCCGGAGUUCCAGGCGCGCGAGCGCGGCCACUCCCUCCUUCACGGCAACAGGCAGAGCUACUUCGGCCGCUUCCAGAAGGAGCGAAGCGAGGUUGUGACCUACAUGAGCGAGUUGACCGACGGCGCUGUGGCCCUGGCGGACGUGCACGCAAAGGUGUGCGAGUACCACAACCUCGACCCGUCUCAAAUUGCGGCACCCACCGAGGGUGUGUUGGCGACUUGGAACAUGGCAUCGCCGUGGGCCAAUGCGGGCUGGCACUACUGGACAGACGCCAACCAGCUCCCGGUGCUCGAGAGCUUCCUCGUCGACCAGAACAUCCACCUGGUGAAUGAGGCCUUCUCACCCGUACCGUCGUGGGCGGAGGGCGCCAUCGUGCUCGCCGACCAGCUCUUGGAGGGCCUCUACGGCAUCACACCGCCGCAUGCUCCGCUCGAGUACUCGGCUCGCAGCUACGUCAGCGAGGACUGGGAUGACGCGCCGCAGUCUAUGGCGCGCAUGAUCUGCGAGAACACCUGCACGAAAGACGGGGAAGACAGGGGCCUUGCCUCGAUCUUCGCCUCCAACGGGAUGUGCUCCGACGGGGUUGACGGCUAUCAAGCGGUGUGCGAUCCCGGAACUGAUUGCGAUGAUUGCGGCGCGCGGCCCGCGAGCGGCGGCUCGGGAGGGGACGUAGCCGAGGACCCCGCGUGCUUCUUCGGGGACUCGCGCCUCCUCCUUGCCAACGGCAGUCGGAUUGCGCUCUCAAUGGCUGAGGAGCUGUUUGUGACGUGGAAGAAGUUCAUCAAGUACUUCGGCUCGACGCUCGACAUGGACGUCUUCACAGCCUACCCAACCUACGGCGCCGAGAUGGGCAUCGUCGCGCUGAUCGCGAUCAAGGUGCUCGAGAUGGCGCAGACGACCUGCAACCGCGACAUGUACGACUGGACGCAGGCCAUCAACUGGGCGAACCGGCGCGCAUCGAGCUUCUACGCGGGCGAGAACUGCACCUGCUACGCCGCGGGCACGUGCAACGACCCCACCAUCACCAUCUCGCAGCGCGGCUGGUCGCCGACCAAAACCACCCUCCCUACCGAGGCGGGCGACGACGGCGUCCUCUACACGCCCGCGUCGACGAGCAAGAACUCGCCGUGGUUCCAGACGAACGUCGUGCUCGGCAAUCCGAUCGGCCGCUACAAGGAGUGCGUGACCCCGCAGGACAAGUGCCUGUGCGACGGCGUCUACUACUUUCCGGCCUUUGCGCCGUCGGACCACACGCUCGGCGACGUCAAGUGCUACGGCUGGGCGAUGGCGAACACGAAGAUCUACUCCGCCCGGAUGCGAGCUGGCAUCAUGUUCCUGCUCGACACGCCCGAGGCAACGACAGCAGCCAGCGGUGUCUUCCGCACGAUCCUCUCCAUCGCCAACGGGCUCUACUCGCACAUGCAGCUCUUCGGCCAGAUUCAGGUGAUGAACACCAUCAUGGAGAAGCCGUUCUCCGACCCGACCUCGUGGAUCCACGCCCUGCGCACGCUGCAGCACGACAAGUGGGACCUCAUGGUGGACGCAUUCGCAACCUGCGAGGCGGCAGGCAUCGUCAAGAUCAAUUGGGAGGUGCAUGACACGCCCUACUUCGGCGCCUACAUUCUCUCGCACAUGAUGCCUGAGUUCCACGGCCUCUCUGAAAACAUCGGCCGCUCGUCCUCCGACUUCUUCAAGACCGUGGUCGGCUACGACCACUUCAACUACAACUGGGGCUGGCGUGGCGAGGAGCCCUCCGAGUACGGCGUCGGUCCAAACAUCACCAAGCUCGACUUCCACCGCACCCACCUCUUCCGCGCGGUAGACGUCUACGCGGAGGAGGCGCGGCGAAUGAAGCUCGUGUGCUCGGACCGCGACGCGCGCGUGACCGACAAGUUCCUCUCUGUGAACGAGUGGAAGGCGGUGCGCGUUGCAGCGGCAGCGAGCCGCCGCCGCCGCCUCGCCGCAAAUGGCCCGCAGGCCGACCACAGCGACCACGACACUCUCGCGAAGGAGCUCGUCGAGGCGGUCCCACGCUUCUCGAUGGGGCGUGCCCUGGCGCACCUUGAGGCAACCCGCGAGGCUCCGUCCAAGUCGUUCGAGUGGGAGUACGGCAUGCCUUCCGACGAGUCGGACUUUGCCAAGAUGCACGCCUCCUUCGCCUAGACUCCGGUGCAUCCUCCCUCUCGUCUCCGCGCCUCUGUCUUCGGCUGGAAUGACCCGAAAUUCACCGCAGGAGACGGGCGCACAAUGUACACUUCACACCGUACACAGCGCCACCACAUAGGAGAGCUGGCGAUCGAGAGGGGGGUGGCGGGUGGCGUCUCCGCCUUCUAGCCUUGACAGUCACUCCAGGGCGGGCACCCCGGGCUGCAAGGGGACGCCAGGUAUAUGUGAGCGAACCUAGUAGCGCGAGCCGUGACGCUUUGAUCUGACAGUGACGCGCGUGUCGAGGUGACGCGACGGGUGGUUGCCGCUCUGGUGUAACAUUCUUUGUACAACUUCACGCUCGAAUGCG